GACCCUGUGUAGUGUGUAGUCUCCAGACAAACAUGGCGAAAAAGGCAAAAGGGUCUCACUCUGCUUCUUCUGCCUCUGCAUCUUCCCGCAAACUAGUGCUGAGGAUUAAAUCAAACGAGGGAAUCAAGAGAUCAGUGCGGCAGACUAAUUCAAGAAAGAAACCCAAAGCAAAGCAAAAGAAGAACAAACAAAUGUUUGAUGCUAUGAAACCCAAGAAACCUCCGACAGCUUUCUUCUACUUCUUGGAGGAUUUUCGUAAAGAAUUUCAAGAGCAGAAUCCAGAUGUAAAGUCAAUGCGUGAUAUUGGCAAGGCAUGUGGAGAGAAGUGGAAAACAAUGACUUAUGAGGAGAAGGUUCAAUACUAUGAUAUAGCAACAAAAAAACGUGAAGAAUUUGAUAACGCAAUGGCUGAAUUUAAUAAGAAAAUGGAAAAUGGCGAGUUUGACGAAACUGAUGAUGAAUCAGAGUUUGAUGAGUAAAGCCCCCUUAUUUUUCUUGCUAGGUUGGAUCUGUAUUAGUUGAAACUAGUUGUACAUUCAGUUCUUGUCAGCUCCUUUCUGUCCUUGUUGAUAAUUAUCAUUUCUGUGUGUCAUUUGUAAAGUAUAUUAGUUGUAUUAAGAUGGUUAAAAUGGCAAUCUGGGCAUAUAUGUUGAGAUAUUGAAUCCUUAGUUAAACGCUAAGUAGAAAGAAAGCAUAACUCUUGCACUUCAUUGAUUCAUCUAUAUGUAACAAAAUUUCCUUGUGUCAA
This is a messenger RNA of Glycine soja, 748 nucleotides long. RefSeq names its product high mobility group B protein 14-like. The record is from RefSeq and is a predicted model, not a curated record. The transcript has 6 exons. Bases 33 to 479 code for a protein of 148 amino acids. NCBI's taxonomy places the organism in Eukaryota, Viridiplantae, Streptophyta, Magnoliopsida, Fabales, Fabaceae.